Messenger RNA from Odontomachus brunneus, 1405 nucleotides. Its product is annotated as DNA damage-regulated autophagy modulator protein 2. The transcript is spliced from 7 exons. NCBI's taxonomy places the organism in Eukaryota, Metazoa, Arthropoda, Insecta, Hymenoptera, Formicidae. The coding region runs from base 290 to 1081 and encodes 263 amino acids. The record is from RefSeq and is a predicted model, not a curated record.
AAUGUCCUAAUUUCUAUCGAAAUUGAUACAGGAAAAUAUUGGAGAAGUGUAUUAAGGAUUGAGUCGCAUGCUUAUCACAUUGUCUUGCGCCGCACGUUCAUUAGUACGCAAUUGUGCGCGUGGCAAUUGGCAUGGUGUGUACGAUAAGAGGUAGAACGGCGGCGGACAAUCGCUCCAAGGCGUCUCGCGAUCAAAUGCCCCCGUGGCAUGAGUAGUGACGGUAUAUUCUUGCGAAAAAAAGUCGCGUGACUCGACCGAGUCCUCGAGCACGUAGGACGGCGCAACAAGGAUGGCGUACGAAAAACUGCACGUGCUACCAUUGAGCCUGUUCAUCUUAAUUCCCGUAACAUUCGUGAUUACAUACACCAUAUCAGUACAGUGGGACCACGUGGUGCCUGGGUUCCCUUAUAUAUCGGAGACCGGCACGUUGUCGCCGGAGUCAUGCAUAUUUGCACAAUGUUUAAACAUUGCGGCCCUAUUGCUCGGAUGCUGCGUUUAUAUCAGACAUCGACAGGUUCUGCAGUGGCAAAAGGAAAGAGGUCAUGACCUGGUGAACAGAAAACUAGUGGUGGCGGCCACAUACUGUGGCAUCCUCGCUUGCUUUGGUCUCGACAUACUCGCUAAUUUUCAAGAAGCUCGCGUAGUCGCCGCUCAUAUGGUGGGAGCGAUGACUUGCUUCUCGGCCGGGACUCUCUAUUUCUGUCUUCAGACGUAUUUAACCUAUAAGAUGGUACCAGCCGUAAACGGCAUGACUGUCGUUUAUGUACGUGCGAUUCUCUCAGCUCUCACAUUGAAAUUGACAACUGCCACAAUCGUUCUUGGCUAUAUAUCGAUGUCUGAAUUUCAAGGUAACGAUUACAAGAAGUGGCUACCGGCGGACGGUGGUUGGGGCUGGCAUGUCGCCAGUACGAUAUGCGAAUGGAUCCUUGCGAUCGUGUACUGUGCGUUUCUCCUCACUUUUGUGCCGGAGUUCCGAUUAAUUAACUUUGAAGACCCCGUAGUUACGUUAAUAUAUUUGGAUAAAAUCGAAAGCACGGGGGCGUCUUGCAAAAUGGAAAUGACCGCACCACAGGAUACAUAAAUUAUUUUCUACGUCAAUUUGUCAGGCGUUCUCUCCAUUCACUCAUAGUUAAACUAACGUAAUUAAUCUAUCUUCUAUACCUGUCUAUUAUCGUAACGUAAAUUGAACGAAAGGAGAUUGAGAAGUGGAAUGUAACGUAGACAUAUUGCAGAAUGGAAUAGUGGAAUGGAAGAGAGCAAUGAUCGAUUCCAUCACAACAGAUGGCUAAGGGUCGACAUAUAUCUUUGCUAAUCAUACGACCGUAAAAAAACAAAUAAAAAUGUUAUUUAAGAAUGCAGUCAUGUAUAAUAGAGCCGGAAAUAAGAAGAAAGUAACACAAUCACA